Lasiosphaeria miniovina is the source of this 519-nucleotide messenger RNA. RefSeq lists its product as uncharacterized. The record is from RefSeq and is a predicted model, not a curated record. Lineage: Eukaryota; Fungi; Ascomycota; Sordariomycetes; Sordariales; Lasiosphaeriaceae. Bases 1 to 519 code for a protein of 172 amino acids. The transcript has 5 exons.
AUGCGCAUCUACUAUUCCUGGAGGGCAGACGUCAGGAAUGGCAGCGGCAGUGAAGGGGUUCAGGAGUUGGAGGGGCAUGAAUCCACCAACAGACCAGGCGGCAAGUCCAGGAACGGUCUUAAGGAUGAACCAACAGAAUGCCCGCGCAUGGGCGUUACGGAGGGUCGGAAUAGUGGACUCAACGGGCCGAUUCGCAAGGAGAGGAGGGAGGCAGGUGGGCAUGACCUCCGGGAGUGGGAUGGCGCUCAGUCAAGAGGCGGAGGCGGCAAUGUCAGGAGGCAGCCUGGGCCAAGCGGCGAGCUUCUCGACUUGCCCGCGCUUGCUCACGAUAUAGGUGCCAAGAUGCUCGUCCGCAAUCUUACGGCAGGCGGUUCGCUACCUCCAGACACUUCUCCGUCUUCCUCGAGCAGCCACAGCUUGGAGAUCACGAUUCUCUAUGCCCUCGCCGAGAUGAAGCUGCUCUAUGAUCUCGACGCCUCGAGAAGGGGACAGAGACAGCGAUGGCGAAGCGAGGCAUGA